Molecule: messenger RNA, 729 nt
Organism: Mesocestoides corti
Lineage: Eukaryota; Metazoa; Platyhelminthes; Cestoda; Cyclophyllidea; Mesocestoididae
Source: the annotation of a GenBank genome assembly
AUGUUGAACUUCUCGAAUCGUUUCUCCACUGUCGUCAGACAUUUGGCCCGCAGGUCUUGCUCAUUUCAGCGUUUUACUGUUCCCCGGAUAUGUCAUGUUCGGUCUCAACUACCAGAAGCGCGUUUUUUCUCCUCCGAUGUUGACAGGCAAUUUUCGGCCGUUUUGACCGAAGAACUUAAACAAGAAAACGAGAAUUCCUACAACAGCAGUCCCCCUAGUGGGUUUGAAGUAGAGAAAUUGGAUGAAACGAAUCUUACCCUAAAGAAAUGUUUCCCGGAUGGCGUUGUUGUUGAAGUUAAAAUGGACCUCGCAGGUAGCAUUGUUCCCGAGGACGUGAGUGAAAAUGAGCUUCAGGGAAAGGAGCAGGACGCCCCUUCACCCCUUGAAGCUCGACCUGACCUCAAGAUUCGACUCCGAAAGCCAAGUGGGCGCUCAGUCCUAUUCCAUUGUAGUCUUCCUUCGUCGCUUGAGGAACCCGCAAAUUCUGACCAAGACACAUCAAACCUGCCUACUUUUUCUGUGGAUAUGGUUGAAAUGGAGAAGAUUCCUGGAUAUUUCGUCUAUACUGACCUUUUUGACGACAAUAUGUACGAUCACAUCAUGCGUCUACUGACGGAAAGAGGUGUGGACUAUGAAUUCCAACGACAACUCCAGGAUUUUGCAACGUCUGAGGAGCACAAACUCUACCGGUCUUUCCUGGAAGAAUUCAAGGCUUACUGCAAGGAGUAG